Messenger RNA from Guyanagaster necrorhizus, 258 nucleotides. RefSeq lists its product as uncharacterized. The transcript is spliced from 3 exons. NCBI's taxonomy places the organism in Eukaryota, Fungi, Basidiomycota, Agaricomycetes, Agaricales, Physalacriaceae. Bases 1 to 258 code for a protein of 85 amino acids. The record is from RefSeq and is a predicted model, not a curated record.
AUGAGCGCACCGAGCAACUGCUUCGCGGCUCCAUCUCUUCAAACAAGUGAAUGUAUAUUGCUCGUCGUACAUUUGAUUUGCGCACUAUUCUUCCAUAAACCAUCACUAGUUUGUACCGAGGUACUCAACGUAGGCAUUAUUCCUACUCGCGAUGUUGGCCAUCCUCUCAAGCGCAACAUUUCAAGUAUGGCUGACAGCCCUGCCAGUGGGUCCUCAUUAUCGUCACCCAACGCCAAGACGCUUACAGGAACACGCUGA